Messenger RNA from Limanda limanda (common dab), 3387 nucleotides. Its product is annotated as glutamate receptor-interacting protein 2-like. Gene Ontology annotation, biological process: neurotransmitter receptor transport, endosome to postsynaptic membrane. Bases 1 to 3387 code for a protein of 1128 amino acids. Gene Ontology annotation, molecular function: protein binding. The transcript is spliced from 24 exons. The record is from RefSeq and is a predicted model, not a curated record. NCBI's taxonomy places the organism in Eukaryota, Metazoa, Chordata, Actinopteri, Pleuronectiformes, Pleuronectidae.
AUGAACAUGUCAGCACGGCUAGUGUUUGGAAAGGGACACCUCUCUCCCAAGCAGCUCUCCUUUGCCUUCCCUCAGACUGAUUCCCUUAGGAAAGGCAGCCGGUCCUCUGGGGGAAAGAAGAGGAUGUUCUCCUUUUCUCUCAGAUGUCGCCUGGGCAUCAUCAGAGGACGAGAUGAAGGGCCAUACUCCAAGGGGGGCAAGGAGUCCGGGGGACCUGACCAAUCACAUUUGUCCAGGAGGCGCAGCCUUUCAGAGGAGUACCGAGGGGUGACCACGGUGGACCUGAUGAAAAGGGAAGGCAGCAGCCUCGGCCUCACCAUCUCCGGAGGGUCUGAUAAGGACGGCAAGCCCAGAGUGUCAAACCUACGGCCAGGUGGGCUCGCUGCCAGGAGCGACCAGCUGAAUGUAGGAGACUACAUCAAGUCAGUGAACGGCAUCAACCUGUCAAAGCUCCGACACGAUGAGAUCAUCAGCCUGCUGAAGAACAUCGGGGAGCGAGUCGUGCUGGAGGUGGAGUACGAGCUGUCCCCGUUCGUCCAGUCCCCUGCAGGAGUCUUAACCAAAUCCAUAGAGGUGUGUUUACACAAGGAGGGAAACAGCUUUGGGUUUGUCAUGAGAGGAGGCUUCCAUGAAGACUGGCGCAGGUCUCGCCCCCUGGUGUGCACCUAUGUCAGACCAGGGGGUCCUGCUGACAGAGAGGCCACGUUGAAGGCCGGGGACCGAGUAUUGAGCAUAGACGGGAUGCCUUUAAACAGAGAGAAGCACGCUGACGCUUUGACCAUGCUGAUGCAGAGCGGCCAGGAAGCUCUGUUCCUGAUUGAGUAUGACGUCUCUGUCAUGGAGGCAGUGCAGCAAGCCUCGGGCCCUCUGCUGGUGGAGAUAGUGAAGGGUCCCUCUGCCAGCCUGGGGAUCAGCCUGACCACAACGAUAUACAGGAGCAAACAAGUUAUUAUCAUUGACAAGAUCAAGGCAGCGAGCGUGGUGGAGAGGUGCGGAGCGCUGCAUGCAGGGGACAUCCUCCUGUCCAUCGAUGGGACCAGCACGGAGCACUGCCACCUGAUGGAGGCCACGCAGCUACUCGCCAGCACCUCAGAUGUCGUCAAACUAGAGAUUCUCCCUGCGAGUCAGAGCAGACUUCCUGUCAGGCCACAAGACACAGUCAAAGUGCAGAAGAGCAACCAUCACUGGGACCAAAGCAGCAACUACUGCCACCCCCCACACGCCAGCCACAGCAAGACAUGGAGCAGCCCCAGCCACCCACACAACCAGCAAGACCACUGCAAAUCUCUGGUGAGUGGGGGCUUCUCUCCUUCCUCCACUGCCACCUCAGGCUUCAGCAGCCAGGGCAGCAACACCCUGCCCUGCUCCGUCCCCCCGAUGGCGCCCAACAGCCCCCGCAGCACCACCAGCAAGAGGAGGAACAGGAAGAAAGACCACAAGAGCUCACUGUCUCUGGCGUCCAGUUCUGUCGGCCCGGGGGGGCAGAUCUUUCACGUGGAAACGAGCGAGGUCUUCCUGAGGGGGGAUCCGCUCACAGGUUUCGGGCUCCAGCUGCAGGGGGGUGUCUUUGCCACAGAAACCCUGUCCGCUCCCCCAGUCAUCCGCUUUAUUGAGCCCGAUAGCCCAGCCGAGAGGUGUGGGCUGCUGCAGGUUGGAGACAGACUCUUGUCCAUCAACGGGAUCCUAACUGAAGACGGCACUUUGGAGGAAGCUCAUCAGCUGCUCAGAGACUCGGCUCUGGCCAAUAAGGUCACAGUGGACGUUGAGUUUGACGUAGCAGAGUCGGUGGUUCCCAGCAGUGGCACCUUCCAUGUGAAACUACCCAAGAGGAGAGGAGUGGAGCUGGGCAUCACCAUCAGUGCGAGUAAGAAACCUGGCAAACCCCUCAUCAUCUCCGACAUCAGAAAAGGAAGUAUAGCACACAGAACAGGAACCCUGGAGCCCGGGGACCGGCUGCUGGCCAUCGACAGCGUGCGGCUGGAGAACUGCACCAUGGAGGACGCCAUGCACGUCCUUCAGCAGGCCGAGGACAUGGUCAAGCUGCGGAUCCAGAAGGACGAGGACAACAUUGACGAGUUGGAGAUGUCCGGCUCUAUAAUCUACACAGUUGAGCUGAAGAGAUACAAUGGACCACUGGGCAUCACCAUUUCUGGCACAGAGGAGCCCUUCGACCCCAUCGUCAUUUCUGGCCUCACUAAGAAAGGCCUGGCAGAGAGGACCGGGGCCAUCCACAUCGGGGACCGAGUCCUGGCCAUCAAUGGGGUCAGUCUGAAGGGAAAGCCACUGAGCGAGGCCAUCCACCACCUGCAGAUGGCCGGGGAGUCCGUCACCCUCAAGAUCAAGAAACAAGCAGACAAGUCUGAUGGCCGACAGCCUCUGGACAGAGAAGCUGGGUUUCUCAGUGAUCCAGAGGACGAACUGAUGGACUCCCAUAAGAUGAGUAAACACUCGGAGGUCUAUUCUGCCACUGUUCCCAGUAUAGACUCUGCCAUGAGCUCCUGGGACAGCUCUGGGUUCGACGCGGGGUACAGCAGCCAAGGUACAUAUCUUCACAAAGCAACCGAUAUAUUGCUCAAUCCCAAUGACUGGAGGCGCACUCAGCUCAGGAGCCACACGAAUUCAAGCUCUGCCGGGUUAGUCCACCACUCGGCGCUGUAUGACGGGAGGUUCAGUGAGGAUGAGUGGGACAAGAUACCAGGAUUCGUCAGCCCUCCUCGUUUCCAUGGCACCCUAAACCAUGACGACAGCUUCUGGUCCCAGGCUCUGCAGGACCUCGAGACCUGUGGCCAAUCGGAGAUUCUCAGGGAGCUGGAGGCAUCCAUGACAGGUAGUGCACUUAGUCUAUACCUAGAGGAGACCAAGACCAAUGAAGACUUGAUGUUUGAGUCUGAGUUUAGCCCCAUCAAAAGGGAGGGAAUCAACCACACGGAGUCAAAGACUAAAAGUAGCCUGAACACAUCAUCUGGAGCCAGAGAAGACGCAGCCAGGGGCAGAGGGGACCUCUGUGACGGUUUGUCCAGUACGACUCUGGCACUGCACAAGGUGACCGUAAGGAAAGACCUGGACAGCCAUGACUUUGGUUUCAGUGUGUCUGACGGGCUCCUGGAGAAAGGAGUGUUCGUCAACAUGAUCCGUCCUGAAGGCCCAGCUGACCAGGCGGGUGUAAAGCCUUUCGACCGCAUUCUUCAGGUGAACCGUGUGAGAACCAGGGACUUGGACUGUUGUCUGACUGUGCCCCUAAUUAUGGAGGCUGGAGACAGUCUGGACUUGGUUAUUAGCAGGAAUCCCAUGGCAGCCGCCGACACCGGGCUGCCUGACGACUGUGACGAACCCUCAAACUCACUGUUCUGCUUUCACGACCACAUGACCAGCAGCAUCGCCCUGUGA